This is a messenger RNA of Fibroporia radiculosa, 2487 nucleotides long. RefSeq lists its product as uncharacterized. The transcript has 11 exons. Gene Ontology annotation, cellular component: mRNA cleavage and polyadenylation specificity factor complex. The record is from RefSeq and is a predicted model, not a curated record. Lineage: Eukaryota; Fungi; Basidiomycota; Agaricomycetes; Polyporales; Fibroporiaceae. Gene Ontology annotation, biological process: mRNA 3'-end processing by stem-loop binding and cleavage. Gene Ontology annotation, molecular function: 5'-3' exonuclease activity; RNA binding; RNA endonuclease activity. The coding region runs from base 1 to 2487 and encodes 828 amino acids.
AUGGCGGAUGUCCCAACGAUAAAGAUUACGCUUCUGGGUGCCGGACAGGAAGUUGGUAGAUCUUGUUGUGUGAUCCAGUACAGGGGAAAGACCAUUGUCUGUGAUGCGGGUGUCCACCCUGCCUACAGUGGCAUUGCAUCAUUGCCCUUCGUGGAUGAACUGGACUGGAGCACGGUCGACGUGUUACUCAUUACUCAUUUUCACCUCGACCAUGCUGCUGCUCUGACAUACAUCACCGAGAAGACGAAUUUCCGAGAUGGAAAGGGAAAAGUUUAUAUGACCCACCCGACCAAAGCUUUGCAUAAAUUCAUGAUGCAGGAUUUUAUGCGGAUGAGUUCUUCGACGUCUGACGCCCUGUUCUCGCCUUUGGAUCUUUCCAUGUCCUUGUCAUCAAUUAUUCCAGUCUCUGCUCAUCAAGUUAUUACUCCAUGUCCUGGUGUUACGUUUACGCCCUACCACGCAGGUCAUGUUCUCGGGGCUUGUAUGUUCCUGAUCGAUAUAGCUGGCCUCAAGAUUUUGUAUACUGGUGAUUACUCUCGAGAAGAAGACUGCCAUCUGGUCAAAGCAGAAGUACCCCCUUUUCGGCCUGAUGUCCUCAUCAUAGAAAGCACGUAUGGUGUGCAGACUUUGGAAUGUAGGGAAGAUAAAGAACAACGGUUUACGAACCUCGUUCACUCCAUCAUUCGUCGUGGUGGACAUGUCCUGCUGCCUACUUUCGCUCUGGGAAGGGCACAAGAGUUGUUGCUGAUUUUGGAUGAAUAUUGGAAAAAACACCCCGACCUUCACAACGUUCCUAUUUACUAUGCUUCGAGCUUGGCGCGAAAAUGUAUGGCUGUCUACCAGACGUACAUCCACACUAUGAAUGCCAAUGUCCGUUCAAGGUUUGCGAAGCGCGACAACCCCUUUGUUUUCAAGCAUAUAUCAAACCUCCCGCACACUCGUGGAUGGGAGCGCAAGGUUGCGGAUGGCCCACCUUGUGUGGUGUUAGCCAGCCCUGGUUUCGUAACGGUAGGCGCAAGUCGAGAGCUGCUUGAGAUGUGGGCGCCGGAUUCCAGAAACGGCAUUAUCAUCACAGGCUACUCAAUUGAAGGCACGAUGGCGAGGGACAUUCAAAGCGAACCCGACGAAAUUAUGUCUCUCAAGGGCGUCCCCAUUCCGCGCAAGCUUUCUGUCGAUGAAAUUUCAUUUAGUGCCCACGUCGAUUAUUCGCAGAAUUCUGAGUUCAUCGAGAUGGUCAAAGCCCAACAUAUCGUCCUGGUACACGGUGAACAGACUGCUAUGGGGCGACUACGAGCUGCAAUGACCGAUAGGUAUAAGAGCCGGGAUGAAGAUGUGAAGAUCCACACGCCUCGAAAUUUGGAGACGCUUGAGCUCACAUUCCGUGGCGAGCGAGUUGCAAAAGCGAUUGGCACCUUGGCUGCCCAGCCCCCACAAUCCGGAGACCUCCUCUCUGGCUUGCUUGUUGCUAAGGACUAUUCGUAUACGCUGUUAGAUCCACGGGACUUGCGAGACUUCGCUGGUUUAUCGACAUGUGUGGUCACACAGCGGCAAAAAAUGGUCCUCGGUGUCGGCUGGGAUCUCGUACGGUGGCACUUGGAAGGUAUGUUCGGUAAAGUCGAAGAGGGUUUGGACAAAGACGGUGUUCCAACAAUUCGAGUGAUGGGCGCGGUGGAUGUCAAACAGAGUCAAGAGCACGAGUUGAUACUCGAAUGGGAUUCGAGUGCAAGUAACGACAUGAUCGCUGAUUCUACGCUUGCAUUAUUAACCGGAAUUGACAAGAGCCCUGCCUCUGUGAAGUUAACCACGCACCCACAUUCUCACUCACAUACACACGCCCCCGAACACCCCCAUCCGCACGCAGACGUUGAGGAUGAGAGUGCAGAAGUGACACGCAUUCAACGGCUGGCAAUGUUCCUCGAGGCACACUUCGGCGAAGUCGAGCUGCACAUGCCUGAGGAGACAGAUGAGCCUGAACAAGGCGAGGAUGCCCACGAGCCAUCGCUACUCGUGCGACUCGAUGAAGCAGACGCACUCAUUAACUUGGUUUCCAUGACGGUGAGCAGCACAAAUGAGGCGCUGAGGAAACGUGUCGAGACAAUACUCGAUAUGGCGGUGUCUACCGUCAGCUCCCUCAAUGAAUCGUUCACGUCUGGCAUUGCAUUGACCUCCGAGGAUAUCGCACAGCAUGAUGUUGUGAAGGACAAGUCAAGUAGCUCUCCGAUGCCCUUGGGGGUCGUUCCGGAGGAGCCUGCACACGUCACCCCUCCUGAGGUCGAACACCCAAGCGAUGGGAAUGUCUCAAUGAAACAAGAAAUAGCUGAAGAAUUGCCAGCUGAGGAUGUAGUUGAGACAGAGCCGAUUGAGCCCAAGGAGGCCAUACAGGCAGCAGCAGUAGUGAAGGGAGGUGAGCGUAGUCUCGGAGCUGAUGGAGAGGACGGAAGCGACUCGGGGUCAGAGGAUGAUGGGAUUCUAGAAGUGCACAACUAA